AUGUAUUCAAGAAGACUGUUUCUCGUACAAUUUGAAAUCCUAUGGAUUUUAUCCCUACCUAUUAUCAUUUAUUCUCUGCAUAAUCAGAAUGGCAGUAUUGUUAGUGAAGUUGAACAUAUUGAUAAUACUACCCUUUAUCAAAUAUUAUCAGUGGAGAAACACGUUGUUGUUUACUUCUAUAAACACACCACAAAGCAGAAAUCAAUUAUCAAACAGUAUCAUGACAUGGUUAAUAAAAUUAAUGAAAGUGGACUUCCAGUUUUAGCAUUUACCCUCUGUGCUACAUACUAUGAAGAUGUGGUAGAAAAAUUAAAUAUUUAUUCGCCAUCGAUUACAUACUUUUACAACGGUGGGCAAUUAAAAUAUGAAUUUAAAGAAACGAGAGGAAUCAAUGAACACAACACCAACUUAAUGUAUGAAUGGAUAAAACAAAAAUUAGCUUCCCCUAUAAAGCUGUUAAGAAAUUUAAAUGAAGCAAAAGAACUUGUCAGUAACAAUAAAUUGAUUUCAAUUAUCUUUAUGAAGGACAUCAGCCAAGAAGUACUCAGUAAUCUUAGUUUUGUCGCUCAACAAGUUGAUUAUAUUGCCUAUGGUUUAGUUUAUAAUCGAACAGUUCAUGAUCACUUCAAUGUAACUGAUCAGAAAUUAUUGCUCAUUAGAAAAGAAACGAAUAACGCUGAGAUACGCUGCAACUUUGUUGAUAAUGGUGAAGUCAACUCACUUUUUGCCAAACAACAUGGUGUUCAUGUGGGUUAUGGUUAUCCACGAUUUCAAUUAGUAGUUAAUUCGAAAUCAACGUCAACACUUCAUUACCGUUUAACUGGUGGCAAUAUCGAAUUUGGACAAAAGAAGUUUAACGAUCCUAGUCUAACGAAAAUUAUAGAAACAGAAGAAAUCAAAAUAUUUUUCAGUAGGCUCCUUCAAGACAAAUUAUCACCUUUUUACAUCAGUGAACUUAUCCCACAGGAUGAUGUUGGAAUUCAUGACGAUGAGAAUUUGGCACAUAUACCUUCAUGUAAUGUACCUAAAGCAUCUCAGAAUAAACUCAGUCAAUUUCAUAAUGUAAAUUUUAUAGCAGCGAAUUGGUGUAUCGGAUGCAAUCGAACUAUACAUGAAUAUUUUACAAAAUUAGCUGAACAUUAUUAUAAACAUGGUCGCAAUGAUUUAUUAUUCGGUUACUCUAACUAUGAGCUAAAUGAAUAUGAAGGGCUGAAAGCCAAAAAAAUGCCUAGAAUUAAAAUUUUUCCUCGGCAAUCAACAGAACAGAUAGAUUUUGAAGGGCCAGAAACGUUUGAUCAUAUCAGGAAGUUUAUAGAAACUGUAGAAGUUAAUUCUAAUUCAAAUGAAGUAAGUUUCGAGUUUGUAAUUUAA
Messenger RNA from Trichobilharzia regenti, 1371 nucleotides. Lineage: Eukaryota; Metazoa; Platyhelminthes; Trematoda; Strigeidida; Schistosomatidae. The record is from the annotation of a GenBank genome assembly.